AUGGAGGGCGGGUCUAUCUUCCCUGGUGACGAUGCUCCGACCUACCUGGUGGUAUUUAAUUUGAUUAUGUUUCGUCCAUUUCCGGGGAAGAUUAUUACUGGAAAACUUGUUUUAUCUGAUGCUGAUGGCUUGCGCUUAUCCAUUGGAUUCUUUGACGACAUUUACAUUCCUACUCAUCACAUGCCCAAUCCAAACCGCCAUGACCCUGAAAAUAGCAACAAAAACAAAGGCACAUGGUUUUGGGAUUAUGGUGAAGAAAUUGAUUCAUCAUUUAAUAUUAAUUAUACUGACAAGAUCAAAUUCCAAGUUCAAAGUGUGAGUUACCCUCCAAUUCCAGUUGAGCAACCAAAAGAAUCAAAGCCAUUUGCUCCAAUGAUAGUUAGUGACAAAUGGCAUUUCAGGAGAAAACAAGACCUACUUUGGAGGAUAUUGCACCGAUGA
Molecule: messenger RNA, 441 nt
Organism: Vicia faba (fava bean)
Lineage: Eukaryota; Viridiplantae; Streptophyta; Magnoliopsida; Fabales; Fabaceae
Source: the annotation of a GenBank genome assembly